GUCCGAGCUUGUCUCUUGUUAAGUGCACUUCAAGUGAUCUCAAGAAAUCCACCAAGAUCUCAAAAUGCGCGCUCUCGUGAUCGCUUUUGCUGUGGUUGCUGUUCUUAGCGUCGUCAGUGCUUAUCCGCCAAGCUUCGCACGCAUUCCUUAUGAGGAUCUUGUGGAUGAAGGCUCCAUAGAUGUCCUGUUCGAUGUGCCUCAGACUCACACUCGCCAGAAGAGAGCAACUUGCGAUCUUCUCAGUGCCUUUGGAGUCGGCCACGCCGCUUGUGCUGUUCACUGUAUUGGACACGGUUACCGAGGCGGAUGGUGCAAUUCGCGAGCUGUUUGCAAUUGCAGACGAUGAAAUCAAACAAUCUCUCUGUAAUUUCUCAAUUUAAGCAUCUUUAAAUAAAUCAAUAAUUUCAUCUUA
This is a messenger RNA of Phlebotomus argentipes, 412 nucleotides long. RefSeq names its product defensin-like. Bases 65 to 346 code for a protein of 93 amino acids. The transcript is spliced from 2 exons. The record is from RefSeq and is a predicted model, not a curated record. Gene Ontology annotation, biological process: humoral immune response; defense response to bacterium. NCBI's taxonomy places the organism in Eukaryota, Metazoa, Arthropoda, Insecta, Diptera, Psychodidae.